AGGCCAACCCAAAACUUCAUCUCUCUCCAUUUCCCUAUCUCCCAUUCUUAUCUUCAUCUUCUCCACAACUUUCAUAGCCAUUUUCAAGAUUUCUUUUUUUUUUCUUCUUUUUUUUUAAUUAUUACUAUAAUUAAUAAUUAUGGGCAGCUUAGAGGCAGAGAGACAAACAGUGGGGUGGGCAGCAAGAGACCCAUCUGGGAUUCUCUCCCCAUACACCUACAAUCUCAGGAAAACAGGGCCUGAAGAUGUUUACAUAAAGGUUUUGUGCUGUGGCCUCUGCCAUAGUGAUCUUCAUCAGGUCAAGAAUGACUUGGGCAUGUCCAAUUAUCCCAUGGUCCCUGGGCACGAGGUGGUUGGGGAGGUGGUGGAAGUGGGCCCCGACGUCGGGAAGUUCAGAGCCGGGGACAACGUCGGGGUGGGGCUGAUCGUCGGGUGCUGCCGGGAGUGCCGCCCCUGCAAGCAGGGGAUUGAACAGUACUGCAACAAGAAGAUAUGGAACUGCAAUGACGUCUACACUGAUGGCAAGCCCACCCAGGGCGGCUUCUCUUCCCACAUUGUUGUUGAUCAAAAGUUUGUGGUGAAGAUACCGGAGGGACUGGCGUUAGAACAGGCGGCGCCGCUUCUGUGCGCGGGAGUGACGGUGUACAGCCCAUUAAACCACUUUGGGCUGAAACAGAGCGGGUUGAGGGGAGGAAUAUUGGGCCUGGGAGGGGUGGGCCACAUGGGCGUGAAGAUAGCGAAAGCAAUGGGCCACCACGUGACCGUGAUCAGCUCGUCGGAGAGGAAGAAAGAGGAGGCGCUGAACCACCUCGGUGCCGACGGUUACUUGGUGAGCUCAGACGCGGCGGGAAUGGAAGCGGCCGCCGACACGCUCGACUACAUCAUUGACACUGUUCCGGUGGGCCACCCUCUCGAGCCCUACCUCUCUUUGCUCAAGGUGGAUGGGAAGCUCAUUUUGAUGGGCGUGAUCAACACCCCUCUACAAUUCAUUUCCCCUAUGGUCAUGCUCGGGAGGAAGACCAUCACGGGAAGCUUUAUAGGAAGUGUGGAAGAGACGCAAGAAGUUCUCGAGUUCUGCAAGGAAAAGGGUCUGAGCUCCCAAAUCGAGGUGGUGAAGAUGGAUUACAUCAACACGGCGAUGGAAAGGCUGGAGAAAAACGACGUUCGGUACAGAUUCGUGGUCGACGUUGCGGGAAGCAAACUCGACGGCAUUUAGAUGCCAAACACAACAUUAUUAUGCAUAUUUCUUUCAUAUAUAUAUGUAGAUGGUCAUAGUGUGUGGCUUUGUUUGUGUCCAUUUGUUAUCCUUCUUUGUUUCACAAAUAUAUUUUUAGUCAAAAAGAGAUUUUUUUUUUGGGUUUGUCCAAAUAAAAGUUAAAACUGAUAUUUUGUCUAAGGAUUAUGCUAUGUGUACCCCAAGAUUUGUACCCCGCAGUUUUGCACCAAUAUUUUGUGUCGGUGUAAAACUAAUUUUUGUUAAACGCACCAAUAUUUGUGUCCGUCUGAAUUUUUAUUAACGCACCAACACUUGUGUCGGUGUAAAUCAUCGAAAUGUUUGUGCAAACCUGUGGUGUACAAAUGGAAUAUAUUUGUUGGUGUAAG
Messenger RNA from Cuscuta campestris, 1602 nucleotides. The record is from the annotation of a GenBank genome assembly. Lineage: Eukaryota; Viridiplantae; Streptophyta; Magnoliopsida; Solanales; Convolvulaceae.